GGCAGGGAGCCCCGCAUCCUCCGCCCGGCCGAGAUGCUGGGCUGCGCCCUUCCCGGACAGCGCUCAGGUGCGGCUCCUCGCCCAGACCCGCCCUCCAGCUUCACCCCCGGCAGCCCUCCAUUCUAAAUUCAAAAUGACUGUCAAAGCUGUAAAGAUGUCGUGCACCACUCCAAACGUUUAUACUAAAGUGCCUGACGGAGGAUGGGGUUGGACUGUUGCUUUUGCUUUCUUCUUCGUGGAAGCACUUACAUAUGGCAUCUUAAAAUCAUUUGGAGUCUUCUUUAAUGACCUGAUGGAAAGUUUUGAUGAAACCAACAGCAGAAUAUCCUGGAUAAUCUCCAUAUGCGUAUUUGUGCAAACCUUUACAGCUCCCUUGUCAACAAUACUAAGCAAUCGCUUUGGUCACCGUCUGGUGGUGAUGGCUGGAGGGAUACUGGUCAGUGCCGGAAUGAUCACCGCCUCCUUCGCACACUCGGUUGUUGAAAUGUAUAUCACCAUUGGCGUCAUCUCUGGCUUGGGAUACUGCCUCUCCUUUCUCCCGACUGUCACCAUUUUGUCACAGUAUUUUGAAAAAAGACGUUCACUGGUCACUGCGGUGGCAUCUACAGGAGAAUGUUUUGCUGUCUUCUCUUUUGCACCAGCUAUUACUGCCUUGAAAGAGCAGAUUGGUUGGAGGUACAGUCUCCUAUUUGUUGGUAUGCUACAGUUAAACAUUGUCAUCUGUGGAUCGCUGCUGCGACCUAUUAUAAUCAAAGUGCAAGAAGUAGCAAAAGUAUUGCCAGUAGAAGAGCAUACAGAAACAAAGUACAUGCUUGAAAACGAGCAAACGUGCACCUCAAUAGAGUCCUUCGACUCAGGAGUAGAAGUAACUACCUCACCUCGCAACGUGCCUGGAAAUGCCAAAACGGAGCUGAAAAGUGAAGAACCAAAGGAAACGGCCCAGAUGCUUGUCGACACUAGCAGCUCCCCUGAAGAACCAAAAACCAAACUACAGCUACUGGACUUUUCCGUGAUGAAAGACUGUAGCUUUAUUUGUUACGCACUCUUCGGUCUCUUUGCCACUCUGGGCUUCUUUGCCCCCUCGCUGUACAUCAUUCCUCUCGGUCUCAGCCUUGGCAUCGACAAGGACCAUUCAGCCUAUAUAUUAUCUGCCAUGGCCAUUGCUGAAGUCUUUGGAAGAAUUGGUGCUGGCUGGGUCCUCAACAAAAAGCCUAUCCGCAAGAUUUACAUUGAACUCAUCUGUGUCAUUCUGCUGUCCAUUGCUCUGUUGGCAUUCCCGUUUGCCUAUGAAUUCUGGGGACUGAUGACGUGUAGCAUUUUUUUCGGGUUCAUGCUUGGGACCGUAGCAGGCACACACAUUCCUCUGUUAGCCGAAGAUGAUGUAGCUGGCAUUGAGAAAAUGUCUUCUGCAGCAGGAGUGUAUGUGUUUAUUCAGAGCUUAUCUGGGUUGGCUGGACCACCCCUGGCAGGUGUACUAGUGGACACGACGCAGAACUACAGGUCAGCUUUCUAUUCCUGCGCUGCUGGCAUGAUCCUCGGUAGUGUGUUCCUGGCCUUUGUCAGACCAUGCAAAACAGGACUGUGUCAAAAUCAGAAGCUGAACUUGGAGGAAAACACGUCAGAAGCUCCAGUAAAUUUACCAGAUGACUUUAUUGAAACAGAUAUUGGGAAAGUAGAUGAUUCAGGAAAAGGCUCUGAAAGCAUGGCCUAAAAAAAAAAAAAAAAAAAAAAAAGCUGUCCUCCUUUAACCUCCUAGAUGCUGUGUAAGACUGGGAAGGGAAAUGGAGUCAGCUCCACUCCAUAUUUUAAAUUCCACUCUAAAGGGAAUGCAAAGUUUUAAGUGUGAACAGUUGCUACCAACACUUUCUUUAUACCACCCCUCCCUUUUUUUUUAAAUUGCUUUUGAUAUAUUUUUUUAAUAUCUAGCAGUGGCAGAUUCCAUUUGAAAUAUGGCCAUGUGCCGCAAGCUAUGGAAGAAUAUUUCUGUCCAGCGUGAAGAUAAGUCACAUUCCUGCUUUCUUAAUAGUACCUAACGGUUCUAUUGAUCAAGUAAAAGACUUUCAUUAAGGACCUUAUGAAAGUCAAAAAUGGCUCAUACAACUCUAUUAACUAGCUCACAGUCUUUGUUUGCCUGCAAGCAUCUUGAAUGGCAAUCCCAAUUCAAUCAACAGAGUAGAUAUGCUGAAGUAGAGACAGUAACUAAACACAACUUGAACUUUUGGGGUUUUCUACCUAAAAAAUAUGGAUUCUAGUUUUUAGAUUUCUGUUUUUGGAUGGUUCAAGGGGUGGGGAAGGGGAUAGACUGAAUAGCUGAUUUAUGACAUAGUUAAUGGUGGGGUUCUGGGUCUUUUUUUUUUUUAAUUAACUUGAACUCCAUCAAUGCUGGGAAGUUGGAGAUUAUCACUUUUUUUUUUUUUUUAAAUGGCCAGUUAUUGCUGCAGAGAGAGAGUUGGAGGGGGAUUUUUUUUCUCCAUACAAGCAUCCUUGAAAUGUUUCCUGUUUGAUCAGAUAUAUUGUCUUUUAAUUUAAACUAGUAUUUAUUUUAAAUUAUUUGGAGGUUGUUAAAAGCUGUCAAAUAAUUUUGUAUUGGAGAGGAAAAAUAAUCCUGUGGCUUAGCAAAAAAGCCAUUUUACCUCUUCGUACCAAUUCUUUCAAUGCCUAUCACAAACUUAAUUUCUUUCCAUCUUUCUUUUUUGUUUUAAGCCUAGGUUGUAGUGACUGCUGUCUGUUUUUAAUAGAUAAGUCUUACACAACCCAUGCUCUUUGAGAGAGGGGAAAAAAAAAGAGAGAACAAACUGCUGGAUAGCAACUUGCAUAUUCAGUGCAUCUUUCCAUAGGUUGUGGGUUUCAGGUCCUCAGGUACUGUAAACUGACAGCUCUGACCUAGGUAGAAUUACAAUAGCUGAGGAUCUGGUCCUGUAUGUUUAGUAUCUAAACCUAUUUGCAAAUUUUUCAAUUACUACUGGACACACAUCCCUGCAGCACUACUGAAUUCACACCAAUAAAAAUCGCUGCAGCUAACAUGAGGCAGCAAAGGCACUUGUCCUCACAGGUUGCAAAUAACAGCUUACAUCCUUUAUAAUAUGAAGGAUGUUUUCUUAAGCUACUAUAGGCAUCGAAUAACUGGUCUUAAAUGCAAAGACAAUUGUCAGUCUCUUAUUCCUACUGAACUCAUUGAGUAUUUUACUAUUUAGUUUUGUGAGCACAAAGUUGGGCCCUUUGUGCAUUUCCCAACUUAGCCUGAUUUACGUGUAAAGAAGGGAACUGUAAAAGACAGCAUACUGGCUGUUCAUUCACUUUAUUUUUAGUUGAUUCCUACUCCAGGGGCGCAUCAACAGGUCACCCUAUGACAACGUAGUGAUGUGCCAUGUUGCUGUGUGCUGCGCUACAGCAACGUAGCAACCACGCGAUUGCCAGCUAUGUCACCGUAGCGGCACACUUCCCGGAUACAGUGUACCCCUAUAGUGACGUAGCGGGAAAAUCUAAGCAUGCGCCACCCGUACCACGCCAUGCUUUAGUAUGAAGCAACGUCGCUGUACAGUGAUGUGUAGAUGCGCCCAUGGUGACAAGCUUUCUUGCCCCAUUUUUAUGCAUCUGUAUGCCACUAAGCAACUCAGGGGGACAAAAAAAAGUCUGUUUUGGUUGUGAGUACACACACCUUGAAAAAUAUUUCUGUGUUUUAAAUGGAAGUGGCAUUGUCCAUUAACUGCUAUGUUACCAUGUCUGUGUAUUUUACCAGCCAUAGAAGUGUGGGACAAUCUGUAAAUUCUCUUUUUGGGAAGGUGCUUUUGGGUUUUUUUAAAUUGUCUUAGAUGUCCAAAAAGAAACAGGCACUCCUGCAACAAGUGGCUAUUGCAAUUCCUUGUCACUGCCUGAGAACUAUCAUGAUCAUGCUGCAGCUCUGUGUCCUUUAUAUGCCUUCAGCACUUUAUCAUACACAGCAGAACCUCGCUAAGUUGCACCAAUGACUGGAAGACCCAUUGUAGGUUGCUAGACUUUUUUUGUGAAUAACUAAAGAACAAAUAUGGCAACAAACAUGUACUUAUUUAUUUUUUUAAGUGUAGCUAAUUUUAAAUUAUGAUACUUCAAGCAUGCUGGUCAGUGUUCUGUAGAAUAACUGUAAAAAUUAAUGAAGUCUUAAUAAUAAGAGACCUCACUACAGCACUUUGCUUAGAAGUGGACAAGGCUGCAGGUUCUCUGGAUGAGUGUGUGUACGUUACCUGUUCUGCAGAUUAACGAGGUUCUACUGUCUCUUUUUACGAGGAUUUCCAAUACAGAUUAAAUGUGUGCGACUGACUGCACAGGGAGGUUCCAGUUUCUGUACAUACAGUAAUAGCAAGAGCAGGCGAGCGUAUGAGUAUGUGUGCACGCACAAAAGACCCAGAAGCAGGCUUUAAUGUGUUCAAAACAGGAUUUGCUAGUUUGUUCUGUAAUAUAUUUAGUGAACUCCUGGAAGUGUCACAAAACACUGAGUUUUGCAAUAAAUUUUUUUUCAUAAAAAACUUCUCAGAUCUCUUGCGUGAUUCCCCCCCACACCAAACCAGUGUGGCAUCUAGUUGGCAAAAAAACCAAAACCAUGAUACACCUUUUAGUUAUGACUGAAAGCCUUGAUUGUCAGAACUCCCUUUUCAGAAGGGCUUUUAGUGAUCGAUCUUCCUUGCACACCGCUUUCCUACACUCAAGUAUCAUGUUGCCAUUCCUGGAAUGAGCAACCAUGAACUCUCUUACAGCAACUACCUGCGUGCUGGCGGAUUAACACUGCCCAUAAAUGAACACUGGUAGCCUGAGGAAACUCUUACCAGCAUAGUUCUUGGCAUAAGUCAAUCCUCAUUCUGAUAGAUAACUGUACUAGCAAUGUGUUUUUAGGCACCACUGUAGAGAGUCUAUAACUUUUGUGAACAGCAGGACCAUCAUUUUAGACAUCAAAGCUGCUGCUCGGUGCAUUCCCAACCAUUUUACUCUUAGUUACACAGGGCAAUAUCCAUUGAGCCACCCUAACUCUUCUUCAUUCCUGUUCUAUUAACAAAAAAAUAAGUCUUCUAUUUUGCUAUCCAGGCAAUAGCUUGUUACCAUUACAGAGGCUAUCAGGAAAUGUUACUGUCACUUUAUUCAAAGUACCACUGCUCUUCUGCUGGGCAGCUGUCAGUUUGUUAAGAGAAGAAACUAUUUAUCUGUAUGUUAGGGUGUGACUUGGUUUCUUUACCAUCCUGGAACAGAAGUGGUUACCAACAGCUGCUGUCUCCUCCUGCGAGGCAUUCCCCUCAACACCAGUACUUCAUCCCUUCAAAUCAGGGCACUUCUGCAAUUACUUCUUUUAACUAUGAUGGUAUAAAGUAAGUUCUCUCAAACUUAUCUAGUCAAUCAGGCUCAUGUCUGCCAAAUACAGAUGAAGGCAGUUGCAUAGGGCAACUUUUAAGAACCUUUCUGUAUGAUGCAUCUUUACUGCCUUCUUCAUGUACAUAGGUCUUCCAAUUUUUUUUAAGCUGUCUAUUGUUGGACGAGUUGGAAGGAAGUAGUUGAAAGGUUUGGGAGGUUUUCAACAAAGAACUUAUUUCCAAAGUAUCUUAGCUAAAUGGGCAUUCAUAAGUCAGUAACAACUUCCUAUUAGAUGUUACCUUGUUGGUAUUUGAUGUCUUGAUCUACCAGGGAUCAAGUUGGUCAAAAUAGGCAAAACCUGAACUUCAAAAAUUCCCACCUUUUAAUUAUUUGUUUUGGCUUGCAGAGACUGGAAAGGAAGAGAGCUUUCAGGCCUUAUUUUUCCCGUCUGAAAAGAAAAUCCAAGGCCAAUUUUUCCCCUUUGAAAAUUUACCAACAUAGGAACUUAAGACAAUUCUAACUUAAUUUUAGCUUGUUCAUUAAAAGAGAAAAAAACCCAACAAAUUAUAGUAAUAACCUACAUGGGGAAAAGUCUGGGAGGACAGAUACUAAUCUGUGGCUUCUUGCAGCACAGCUAAAGGAUGCCACAUCUCAACCAUCCAUCCCUUAUUUUACAGAGUAAUUAAUUAUUCAUUUCUUCUCCAGCACCACAAGAUAGUGCCCCUGGUUUUUACUGAAAUGCUGCAUUAAAAACAAGUGCAUUCUAUUCUUUUAAUAAGGUUUUGCCUGCAAUAAUUACUUAGGGCAAAUCAUGGCCCAUCUGUACUUUCAGUGCAGAAACUGAAGACAUCGGGGUUUGGGAAGCUUCCAGUACGGGAUAAAGUGGGGAAGAGUUCCCUCUAGUGUGCUAUGCCCAUAGGAGGCACAGGAAAGAUUCACAAAACUUGGAUGCUGUCAAUUUGAACAUCCACCUGCAUCCAAAAAUGUUGAAACUACUAUUGUUUUUGAGUGCUCUCUACGAUUACUAUGGCAAAAUAAAUUCCCCUCCUGUUUCGCUGCUUUAUUCACAACCUAAACACGGUAUUUAAAGAGUCUGGCUGCCAGGUCAUACAGAUUUUUAGGGUUUGCUCUCAGAAAACUGCUUCUCAGAUUUCCUUAAGUCAGCUUGAAUAAAAUCAGUUAUGAAAUCUAA
This is a messenger RNA of Alligator mississippiensis (American alligator), 6508 nucleotides long. It is a transcript of the gene SLC16A6, whose product is annotated as solute carrier family 16 member 6. Gene Ontology annotation, biological process: monocarboxylic acid transport; transmembrane transport. The transcript is spliced from 6 exons. Bases 134 to 1711 code for a protein of 525 amino acids. NCBI's taxonomy places the organism in Eukaryota, Metazoa, Chordata, Crocodylia, Alligatoridae. Gene Ontology annotation, molecular function: monocarboxylic acid transmembrane transporter activity. The record is from RefSeq and is a predicted model, not a curated record.